This is a messenger RNA of Suillus fuscotomentosus, 919 nucleotides long. RefSeq lists its product as uncharacterized. Lineage: Eukaryota; Fungi; Basidiomycota; Agaricomycetes; Boletales; Suillaceae. The record is from RefSeq and is a predicted model, not a curated record. The coding region runs from base 123 to 704 and encodes 193 amino acids. The transcript is spliced from 3 exons.
CCUAGCACCGCUAUGAUGAUUCAGCGCUUUAAUUUAAGCUACUCGCUGAGUCAUCAUAGCACUGUUAUUGCACGACACCUAGACAUGUGGUAGACAACUUUUGCUUUUGUUAUGAACUAGGUAUGCUUGUUGUCCAUCCUGCAAGUUGGUGUGAUGUCUGCCUCGAUCUCUACUCUAUCUCUUCAGACCCCGCCAAUUCUCCACAUGCAAUCGCUUGCGGUCACAUCUUCUGUCUCACGUGCCUUCGCUCUUUAUCACCAAGUGCAUGUCCACUUUGCCGCAAGCCUUUCCAGUCAGAUCGUAUCAAGAAACUCCACCUUGCGAAUCCACCCGAACUAGAUAAUGCUGCACAGGACGCUAUCGAUGCUCAUGCCAGUCUCCUCCUCCAGCGCAUAGCUCUGGUUUCAGGUGAAGAGACACCUGAGGCAGAUGUCGUUGAAGUAGUCACCGAAGUACAGGAAUGGCUGCAGUCUCAACCAGACGACCCCAGCUCUCAUAUGGCUCUUCGGGCUGCCGUGUCUUCCCUUCAGCGAUACAAAGCUCUUCAAGAUCAGAGCGAACGUGAAAAAGCAGAAUAUCGUCGCCUCCGAAGUCAACUUCGGAACAACAAGCGAAAUGCAGACCACGACUCCAAAACAUCUCGUGCAGUGGAAGAAAGUCUACUUUCCAGGAUUCAAGAAAUUGAGAAUGAACAUGCUCUGUGAGUCAUCAGUAGUAAGGUAAUGAAUAUCUUCUAAAUGACUUCUCUAUAUAGAGAGGUGAUCAUUUGGUUCAGCGGCAUCUGCAUUGGACUUACCUCGUGUCCUUAUAGCUGUCCCAAUUACAUGUCGAGUUAGAAAACCUUAGAAACCCGCAACCCCGAUAUCGCAACACCAGCAACCCCCUCCCCCCACCUCCAGAGCCCUUGCCAAUCGAUCGG